ACUAUUCAAUGUAGAGCUCAUGUUUGGUUUCAGUAAACUUGCCUGAAUUUUUAAGCUUCUAGCGAGUUCAUCUCUAUAUUGUUCUUUUUCUACGUCUUUUACUAAGUUGUUCAUCUUCUGUGUGUGUUGACCAUGAGUGAUAACUGAUGAAUUAGAGCUAACUUCCUUAUACAUAUAUUUGCAGAUCAGAUCAAAUGGAGGGACCAAAAUUGAAUAUGCUUUUAGGCCUGUGUCUCGUUUUCAUCAAACUCCUGUUUCAUGUUGGCAGCACAGUGGGAGAUGGUCCGAGGGAAUUCACCACAAACGACAAGAAUUCCGGAUUCAUAAGCAUCGAUUGUGGGGCACCAAAUGAUUACUUCGACGAGGCAACGGGCAUAUGGUAUCAGACAGAUACAAACAUUGUAAAAACUGGCACAAUUUUUAAGGUUCUCCCCAGUGUAGACGUUGAUUAUUCUUACUUUGGGGGACUUCUAACCACCUUGAGAAGCUUUCCGGAAGGAAAAAGGAAUUGCUACACUCUCAAACCAAAACAAGGCAAGCACCAUACUUAUCUAAUUAGAGCUUAUUUUACAUAUGGGAAUUAUGACGGCAAAAAUCAAACUCCAACCUUCGACUUGUACCUUGGCGUCAAUCGUUGGGAUACUAUUACUGUGCAAAGACUUUAUUCUGUUGUUGAGAUUAUUCAUACUCCCACAACAGACACAAUUCAUGUGUGCCUUGUGAAAACUGUGGUUGGAGUACCUUUCAUUUCUGCAUUGGAGCUUCGACCUCUUGGCAAUUCUGUUUACCAAACUCCAUCACCUUCUCAAUCUCUUUUAGUCAAUCGAGGAAGAUUUGAUGUUGCCACCACCAAUUCCGCCACACACAGCAGGUACAAGGAUGACAUCUAUGAUCGAAUGUGGCGCGAAAUCGAUUUAUCACCGGGUUGGUACCAGAUUAAUGGGUCUGUAGAUAUUGAUCCUUCAAUCACAAACAAUCCUUAUAAGUUACCGUCAGAAGUUCUGAAAUCAGCAGCCCAAUCAUUCAAUCACUCCUAUGGAUUAAACUUUGAUUAUGAUUCUGUAUGGAAACACCUCGACAAGUCUUCCAAAUAUUACGUCUAUUUUCACUUUUGUGAAAUUCAGCAACUUGCCCCUGCGCAAAAGAGAAUACUGAAUAUCAAUGUCACUGUUGGUGAUGAAUACGUUGUCUCCCAACCUAUAAUUCUUGAAUACUUGAAACCACAAACCAUUGCUCCUCGAAACGCAAGUCAAGGUUAUGUUCGUUUUAGCAUCAACGCAACAUCAGAAUCCGAUGCUCCCCCAAUCCUUAACGCUUUUGAAGUUUACGAGUUCAUGUCACCUCUAUAUUCGCCAACAGACCAAAGAGAUGGUAAGAUCUCCAAUUUAGAUUGGCAAGGAGACCCCUGUGUUCCAAAACUUGCUUGGGAUGGACUGAGCUGCAGUUCUGGUUUCAAUGGCACCAAUUCGAGGAUCACCUCAAUGAACCUAAGUGCGACCAAAUUGACAGGGCAAAUAACAACCUCAUUUUCACAACUUACAGAGUUAAGAGUCCUUAGAUUUCUCACAGGUCCCAUUCCCAAGGCUCUCAAGGAAAAGACAGAUUUGCAAUUGAGGUUGGAGGAUAAUCCUGGCCUUUGUCCGGAGGAUUCGUGCAAGAAGCAGAAGUUUGUCAUUCCACUUGUUGCUUCUUUCAUAGAAACACUUCAAACAUAUAAUCUUUCUCUCCAUAUAUCUCGCGAGCUAUGUUUAUUUUGCCAAUUUUCUGGGUGCUUGAUAGUUCAUACUGUUUGUAUUAACAUUGCAAUGGUUAUAACUGUUUCUACAAAUGAAGAAUCGUUGCACCCAAAAACUCGAGCAGUUUCUUACUCCAGAAUUCUCAGAAUCACUAAUAAUUUGCAAGACUUAAUUGGAGAAGGAGGAUUUGGAAAGGUUUAUUAUGGCGCUCUAAGAAAUAAUACUCAAGUCGCUGUGAAAUUACUUUCUCAAUCAUCAAUGCAAGGUUUCAAAGAAUUUCGAUCUGAGGUAGAACUCUUGAUGGUUAUUCAUCAUAGACAUUUGGUUUCUCUAAUCGGCUAUUGUGAAGAAGUUGGUGUGAGGGCAUUAAUUUACGAAUAUAUGGCUAAUGGCAAUCUCCAACAGCAUUUAUCAGAGGAAAACCCUAAUGUCUUGAAAUGGAAUGAGAGGCUUCAAAUUGCUUUGGAUGCUGCACAUGGAUUGGACUAUUUGCAUAAUGGUUGUAAACCACCAAUUGUCCAUAGAGAUUUAAAAACUUCCAACAUUCUGCUAAAUGAAAAGAUGCAAGCCAAGAUUUCAGACUUUGGACUAUCUCGAGCUUUUGCAACUGAUAUUGACACUCAUGUAUCAACUCGUCCAGCUGGCACAUUAGGUUAUCUUGAUCCUGAGUUUCAGAGUUCUGGAAACCUGAAUAAAAAGAGUGAUGUUUAUAGUUUUGGGAUAAUUCUACUGGAACUAAUCACGGGUCAACCAGCAAUAAGGAGAGAGCAUGGCACCAUCUGUCAUGUUCUUCAUUGGGUUACCCCAAAAAUUGAAAUCGGAGACAUACAAUCCAUCAUUGAUCCAAGAUUACGGGGAAAUUGCAGCACCAAUUCAGCUUGGAAAUUAUUAGAGAUUGCUCUGUGUUGCACUCCACCAUCUGCAAUUCAAAGGCCUGACAUAAGCCAUGUAGUUGCGGAACUAAAGGAAUGUUUGGCUCUAACCGAAAGCAAGGGGACAAUUUCAACCAGUUCCCUUGAUAGGUUUUCUUUCAGUUCUGAUUCAGGGCUUGUUCCAUAUGCUCGGUAGGUAGUUAUUAGGACUUUCAUAACGUUGAACCGCGCAAACCAAAUGUCGUAUUUACAUUGUUUGUAUAUAUGUUUGAGUCGAACGGUGGUUCUUCUUGUUACUGCUGCUGGCGGCUGAGCUUGCC
This is a messenger RNA of Neltuma alba, 2928 nucleotides long. RefSeq names its product senescence-induced receptor-like serine/threonine-protein kinase. The record is from RefSeq and is a predicted model, not a curated record. The transcript is spliced from 13 exons. Gene Ontology annotation, molecular function: protein kinase activity; ATP binding. Gene Ontology annotation, biological process: protein phosphorylation. Lineage: Eukaryota; Viridiplantae; Streptophyta; Magnoliopsida; Fabales; Fabaceae. The coding region runs from base 195 to 2804 and encodes 869 amino acids.